Messenger RNA from Paramecium pentaurelia, 425 nucleotides. The record is from the annotation of a GenBank genome assembly. Lineage: Eukaryota; Ciliophora; Oligohymenophorea; Peniculida; Parameciidae.
AUGAACCUAUUAAAGCUUAUUGUGGAUUUUAUCAGUUUUAUAUUACUUGCAAAAAUGAAAAAGAUUGCUAAAAUAGUGUCCACCAAAUAAUCACUAAACUAUCAUAUCCUUAUAACAUUGUUUUACCUGUAAGUAAGGUAUCGCUAAUCCAACUUAAGGUUAUGUUUGUUCUCCUAAUUAAUAUUUUGAUAAAAAUCAACAACAAUGCAAGUAAUGCUCUUUAAAUUGUGAGGGAUGUAUUAAUGAUGAACUACUGUGGAGUUGUGAUUAAUUAUAGCAAAUCUCAUAAAAUAUUAAAAGAUAAGAAUAUUUUUUAUAUUAUUCAAUUUUAAAUGAAGUUCUAAAUUCAAAUCCAUUUUAAAUGGAAUGUGUAAAUAUUCUAAUAUUCUAUUGAGGAACAAAAAUGGAUUCCAUGCCAUUUAUGA